AUGACGGCAGUGGAUGAGGCGGAGGAAUUGGCGAUGCGCUGCUGCGUGUGUGGUACGUCUGUCGAGGAUGACAGUAACUAUCUCAAUACAAAGAUGAAGAUGCUCAUCUCCAAGUGUGGCCACCGAUUCUGUGAUCAUUGUAUCAAGCGAGAGUUUCAGCACCAGCGAGAAAUUGCUUGUCCUGCAUGUCAAAAGUCAGUGAAAAAGUCACAAUUACAAGACAAGACCAUUGAAGAGCUCAAUUAUGUCAAGGAGACGUCAGUACGCAAGAAAGUGACCAAGGAUUAUAAUAAGACAGAGGACGAUUUUGACACACUUGACGAGUACAAUGAUUACUUGGAAAUGCUCGAGAAUUUAAUCUUUGAUUUGGUUUAUGGUGACGAUGCUGAGAAAGCGGCAGCACAGAAACAAUGGAAACAAUAUCGACAAGAAAACGCUAUUGUUAUUGCAACUAAUGAUGCCAAGAAAGCAGAUGAAGAGCGACGUAUGGCACAACUGAUCGCCGAGCAGCAGCGACUAGCAGACGAGCGACGACAGCUUCAGCAAAAAGAAGACUCGCAAUUUGAAGCAGAUUUAGAGCGUCAGAAAGCACAGCUUAUGGAGGUAGCACUGGGAGAACGUGAUGAAAGCGAUGUGUCCAAGUUACGCACAACAACCACAGCAAUUCCAAUCGAUCAAGCUGUUACAGCAGAGAUGGAGGCAGCAAUGAUAGGCUUUCAGCCUGGUGUAAUUGGUGGCCCGCAACCCGUUCCUGUACCUGGAGGCAAGCGUGGUCCGAAUUUUGGCAUCAACGAGUCGAAAAAGCUUCGUCGUCAACAGCAGGUUGCGGGUGGAUACGAUCCAGAUUUACAUUUCAAACGUAAUCGUAUGGAGGCUUGGUAUGGCAUUUAUUUUCAGCCCAAUGAUAGAAAACGCGAAAGCAAUGGUCGAAAUAAAUUAAGUCAAGUUUUUAAGCUUGUCCAUAACGUCGAAGAUCAUUGUCGCACUUUGCAUUUCGAACUUGGACAGCGUGUAUAA
Molecule: messenger RNA, 1017 nt
Organism: Plasmopara halstedii
Lineage: Eukaryota; Oomycota; Peronosporomycetes; Peronosporales; Peronosporaceae
Product: cdk-activating kinase assembly factor mat1
Exons: 8
Coding region: 1-1017 (338 amino acids)
Biological process (GO): regulation of cyclin-dependent protein serine/threonine kinase activity; DNA repair; regulation of transcription by RNA polymerase II
Cellular component (GO): transcription factor TFIIH holo complex
Source: RefSeq, a predicted model, not a curated record